This is a messenger RNA of Dermacentor silvarum, 8308 nucleotides long. RefSeq lists its product as uncharacterized. Bases 227 to 1183 code for a protein of 318 amino acids. The transcript has 3 exons. NCBI's taxonomy places the organism in Eukaryota, Metazoa, Arthropoda, Arachnida, Ixodida, Ixodidae. The record is from RefSeq and is a predicted model, not a curated record.
GGGGGCCACUUGAAGAGCGUCGCUGCUUGCUCGUUGGAUCACCUGAUCGUGGUCCGCUGGUUGCUGUGUGCGGGAACUGUUUCCUGUCUUCUUCUGAACGCCAUCGGUGCGCGGUCUUUCGGUUUACCGUGCGGUGCUGGGUGACACAUCUGAACGUCACUGACCGUCAGCUCUGCGAUUUCCUAGGAGAGUUUAUCGGAUCACAGGUGUGCGUCGUAAAGCCGCCAUGUUGUCAUCCGCCGACGCCAUCUUGGCCUUCGUCGGCGCCAUUUUGUGCGCCCUGGCCGCAAACGUCUCAUCGUAUCCCUCGAGCCCUGUCUACGGCCGGCUACAGCGGAACGCCGCAUCCUAUGCCGAAGGCCAGUACUCCCACUCGGACCCUAACUACUACGCGCUGCUCCGAGGCGACAUGAACCUAGGCGCCCCAGCGUCAUCUCCAGACUGGGGUCAGUUUCUACCGUCUCCAUGGACAGCUGGAGUGGACGCCUACGGUGGAGCAGGUUCGUCCGUGGUCUUGCCAGCGGUCGCCCCCCAGUACGACGACUACGCCGACGAGUACGACUCAAGCGCGACCGGCAUCCAAUUCCCGCCUGGCGCGUCUCCCAACUUCGGCUACGACUGGUACGAGGCCCAGGCACAAGCCGAACAGCAGCAGCAGCAGCAGCAGGCUCAGUUGGAACAGCAAGAACUGCAGGAAGCGGCCGUCUUCAAGGAUCUCCUCGCCAACUACUUGAGCAAGAAGUCGGAAGCCGGCGUCUUCGUCGUGAGAGACUCCGAGAAGAGAUCCGAGACGGCGAAGAAGUACACGGCGGCGUCCGCGGGCGCGAGGGCGACGAGCACCACCGCUAGGCCUAACGUGGCGGUCCUGACGGCGCCCCGCGACAAGGGAGCCGCUGCGCCCGAGCAUGCGCCCUCGUUGUCAGUGACGUCAUCUCCGGUGCCGCAGCCAACGGCCUCAUCGCCAGCGCCUGCACAUCCGGCUCCUGUCAGUCAGGAAGGCGGGCAGAAGGAGUACGCCAUGUUCCGACCGGUGGGCACAGCCGAGAGCAGAAGGCCAACGUUCUGGCGCGGAGGAGCCAAAGCAGGAGCAGCUGCCGCGCACGGAAAGGUGACAAGGUCGAGGUUUGGUCGCUUCGCCGAUGACAGCCUGACCGAGGAACUGGACCAGCUGAAAUCGCAGUAGUCGCAACGUAAACGUCAUCACCUCCCGAGUGCCCGCAAGCGACGCCACGCGGCCCUUCCGAAAAGUAUGGCAGGCCCCUGAUUUUCCCGUCGUGGCAGGCAACAACCUUUGCCGGAGACGACCAGCCGAUACAUCAGUGUGGUCUACUUCACCAUCAAGCCAUAUAUGCUUUAUGUAAUAUAGCGUGCCAACUGAUUUGCGGUUGGCGCUGAUGCUCCUUCUUGAAUGUGUAUCACUCUGAAAGACCUUGUAUAGGGCAGCAAAAUAGCUGGCUGAUGCGUGCUCCCCUGCUAUUUCGAGGUAUACGUGUGACAUGCACCUAGUGUCUUGUAUGAGGUGAAAAUCCUAUAAGCUUCGUUUCACGAAGCCUAAAUUUCAAUGCUGGAGCGAACUGCUUGUACAGUGAUGGAGACGAUUUCUAUGUAGUGAGAUCUAUUACGAUCAGUGCUUUAGGUUAAGGUUUACUCCUCCUUGAGCACUUGUUCAGUGAUUCAGACUGCGCAUUGUAUAAUUGCAGGGAUGACUGGUGAAUACGUGUGGCAACACUGUGCCAUAUUGACAUGGUGUUCGAAAUUCUUGUAUCUCAAAAACAAUGUUUUUUUUUAUGACGCUUGGACACGCGUACUAGGAUGAAAAGAGAGGAAAUCUUACUGCAAACUUCCUUCGCAUCACAAAAUGCACGCAGUUGCAACGUUAAUAAAACGUUGCAUGAGCGGAACUCUCCCUCUAUGGUAACAUAGCCGUUCACCAGUCUGAGUGGGCCUUAAGUUAAAUGAGCUAUACUGUGAUUGGUCAUUUCGAGAACUGUCUGUUACGAUGUGCAAUCGCCAGAACUUGACAGAACCAAAGAGUAUGAUACUUAAGGUUUAAGUUUAUGAUUAAACAUCAGUGAACAGGAAGCAUGAACAGAUAGUGUGCUCAGUUUAGAGUGUAUUUUGGUGCGUUUUACUUUGAGUGCCGUGAACCGUAAAUGCUUCACAGGACACGAUGAAGGAGGGAGGACGUUUGAUUCCUUAAAUAUGCCGGGAGACACUUUAUCAUCAGCACAGUAUGAAACGCGGACACAAAAUCACCUGAUCAGAACGCCCUUGGAGCGUAAUAAUAUAGAAGUACGACUUGUGUUCUCUGUGUAGCUGAUUCAUAAGCAUUGAGUAUUCUCAAAUGUACAUUUUGGAGUCCAAAUUAAGCCCCUGUUACAAAUGAAUGCCAGCAUGUAAACACAACGGCGCAUUCGAGUCGUUAUCAAAACUUAGCGUUUGAAUUUGUUCUGACAACACAGCGUUUGGCAGUUAUUCCACUGAAAUUGCAGAGGAAUGCGAAUGGCGCUUUUUGAGGCCGACUAUUAGGACGCAACUCGCCUCCCUGCUCCAGAUUCGUGAGCUUCGUCGGAGACUUGAACAGACACAAACGACGCUGGUUUCAAGCAGACUUGAAAGAGCUGUCCCCAGCUUAUCUAAACGUCACCCACGUGAAAUUUCUUAAUUAGUCAAAACGAAGUGUCUCUCAUAUUUUUGCAGACGGUUAUCGUGGAGACGCCAACGGCUCAAUAUAUCUUUCUACAACGUUUUGUUGUGCCAAACCUCUCCGACACCCCAAUGAUCGGUGUACCUGAGUUCUAUCAACACUCCCUUCAACUGUAACAAUGGGUUCACUUCUCCGCCAUGUUUUAUUCAUCUCUCAUAAAACGGCGCAGGAGGAACUUAAGAGCCGAAGACAAUACGUUUCUGAGCGCAUUUUAAACUGAGGUGCUAGAACUCGAUUACUAGUGGUGCGCCGGUGUAAUAAAUGUGUGACGUCCACACCAACCAACCGUAGGGUAUGGUAAAUUAGGAGUUACGGAAUCUCUCUGCGGCUGUUCAGCGACUAGCAAUGCGGGCACAAUCCCGUCCCCGAUUUGAUUUAGGCGACCCGCGCAACCAUCAAAGUGUCCCUGUAUAAUUUUUGAGAAAGCAUAGAUAUUUAGUGUAACGCUCUCAUAGAAGUGCCGAGUUGUGUUAGACGAAGUGUCAUCUUUGAACUUUCGAUGAAGCCCGUAUCGAAAAAGACAGUGCUUAUUUUUUCUAAAUCAGUAAAAAUGAAAAAAAAAGGUUUAGAGAAGGGACGCUCAAACACUUUAAAGCAGGCGACAAAGCCUUCACCCUUUACAGCGCUUUUGCGUAUAGAGAGUUUGCGUUUCACGCCGUUGUCAACUUUUCGUGGUUGGCCUCUGUUGAUGUUUGUAGGUGAACUUUGGUGUAUUCCCGGUUAUGAAAGGUGAUGCGUGCACUGUGAAGAUAUGAUAUCUAUAUUAUAGGCCAAUUCAAGUGUGACAUUGCCGCAUCCUCACAGGUGCUUCCUCUGUCUGCUCGAUCACGUGGCUAGCUCCUUUGACGAACACGAAGGAAUCUUUUCACGCAUCCUCUUCGAAUUUGUUUGGGCUUGCGUUGGUUAAUUUGAUAUCACUAGGCAAGGGAAUCAGUAAACAGAAAUGUUAGAACAGAGAAAGGUUGCGCUGUUGCAUUUCACCGAGAGCUUAACUGUUAGGUCAACGUUCUGUAGUUACCGAUGAAGAUAUCGCGAGUGGUCAUUGUUUGUUUGUUGAUGUGAAUCUUUCUAUUACUGAGCUGUAUAUAGUAUUACGCUGCAUUUAACGUGUGCGAUUGCAGGAUUUAGUUGAAGCAUGGUUAAAGUCUUCCUGAAAAAAAGAUUACUGUAUAGUUGAGUAUAAAGAUGAAAGAAUGUUGGUGCUUAUAAUCGAGACAUGCAGAACCGCAAAUUUUAUUUUCAGAAAUUUCGUAGUAUAAGCGUGCUGAGUUGGUGUUCCGCAAUUAGCAACUAGGCUAGAGCACCAAAUUAAGGCCUCAGAGUGUUCCAAGAGAUUGUGCAGAACAGAUCUAAUUAGCAUAUACUAGAACCAAUGUGGUAGUUAUUGAGUGACAUGUUGUACGCAGAUGCAGUAUAGCGAUAUUUAUCGAGUAGUUACGAAACAAGAACAAGAGCAGUUACUACCAAGAACCACUAUAACUAAACAAGACAAUGCAGAUUGUCUGUGCAUUUUGUCCCUUCGAGUUACUGGUUGCAGCUCGUGGAUACUGCAGGUUGCGAAGAACCUGCGAUGAUAAACAUGGCAGGCUGUUAAAACUGUAUCUAAACAACCUUGUUCCACCAUGAAUGUCAUCCCGUAUGUUGUGAUCCGUGUUGUAAUCUCCACCGCCUUCAUCUUAGAGACCAAAGUGAGACUUAGUAGCAGCCUCAUCAAAGACUGUACCUACGCCUAAAUGCGGCCGAGUCUGUUACCCGUAGGUGAUAUUGUAAAUAGGCAUGGUGUGUGUAUCGUGCAUUUAUCUACGAGCGUGGCUGGAGGGCUGAGAUUGUUAGCUUAUCGAAAUAGUAGUUGUACAUUUCUGAGAAUGUUAGAAAAUAUAUACGCUCAUUUGUUGUGGCUAUUUGCGGACACGAAGGGUUACAGCCGUCACACAGACGCUGCUAGAUACGAUGCCAGGUGCUUGAAUGAAAGUUCGUUGCCGAUACGAAGAGCAAUCAGGGAUGUGGCGAAAACAUACAAGCAAGAAAACCGGACAUGGCGCAAGUAUGUUUUCGCCUGGCUAGAAAUAAAAAAAAAACUUUGGAACGAUGAAUUAUCUCAGAAAAGUGAAAUAUGCCAGUCAUCCAGGGACCUAGGCUUGCUAUCCCUAAAAGUAGUUUGUACUAGAACUGUUAGUAAGAAGACGUGCAGACCAAUUGUGAAGCGAACGUAAAUCUGGCUGAUGCGAUCAACGUAGAAUAUGUUUUUAGGACCUAAUUGCUUACUGAAUGAGACCCUAGAUCUUCUAACUCAACGCAUUUGGUCCUGUGAUUUAAACAUAAAGUAACAGCACUCUUUCAAAUUGGUGCUAAGCAUCAACUUGGGUUUAUCGGGUGACGACAGCUAACUCAUCUUUGACGAGAUAACAUUUACGGUCUUCUGAUGCUGCAGGGUAAAGUAAAUAUGUCAGCAUAAAACAGCUAAGUUCCUCCUAAAACCCCUAGAUACGCAGUUAAAUAUUUUUGAAAGUCUUGAAUGUAAUUGUGGCGAAAAUCAUGCUGAAUUAGUUCCGUAGCUUUUCUUAAACUCAGUAAAGAGAUGCAAAAAAAAACCUAAUGAAAACACAAGACAUUGAAAAAUCAUAAGCAAACCCUACACUUCCCAAAGUUUACGCAACAUCGGAUACGCAGACAUGAGCAGCGCGGUUGGUGGCACCAUCUGGUGUCACGGAGUUGACCAAGAGCACAGAGAACUGUAAUCGGAACCACCAUCUCCUAUUUAGUUGCUUGUGCAAACUCUUUGGUAGCCGCAUUGAUUGGUCUAUAGUGGCCAUCUUUGUUCCCUCUGUCUAGAACACCCAUGGGACAAACAUUUCCAACGCGUUGGGACUCAAUAAAGUGUUACAUGAUGUCACUACUAGGGCUACUGUUUCCAUAUAUUUUCCGGUAUUCUGUAAACUGCGGUGGUAUAAAAUUAUAUCCUCUCCCUCAGGCGUGAUGUUCACGGAAUACCUGAUCAUUGGAAAUCUUGACUACAGUAACAAAGCUGCUAGCAACACCGUGUGGCGUUUUCGCCAAUUAGAACUCCUUAGAAACAAUUCUUGCGUUAUAUUACUCUUCUUGAUGAAAGCAAAUUACAAAAAAAAGGCUGGAUCUCAACAAUUAUGUCCCUGCGGGCGCUUUACAACAGUGGAUAGCUUGUCGCUGUAAUGAAGCGGUUUUCUCUGGUUACUUUUUGCGCUACAAGUUAGCACCACCAACUCGACUGCUCCGACAUUCCGUAAACUGCAGAACGUUUAUAAACAGGCUAAUAUGGGAAGGCUAAACCUGUCUGGUUUUGAACUGUGCACGGAAAUGGGGUUGUCUCCUUGUUAACAUUCUACCCGCCACAGACUGCGGAGGAACGUAGCGUGUGUGUUUGUAACUCAAGCUUGUCACGUCAAGAACUGAAUGACGACAUUGUUUGAGUGUAUGUGCCCUGUAAGUCGUGUAAACGAGUGCAAUGUUUUGUACAGCGAUGGUCACAUUCAUGUUUCACGUAGAGUAGAUUCGAGUGUGCGUCCGAGUGUUACAGUGAGUCUCGUGUAAAAAAAAAGUGCUAAAUGAGACACACGAGGGUCACUAUGUGCCCAUGAGUCAGAGAAAGAGUGUUACACUUUCCCUGUGUUAUACUAGAGAGACGUGUGCAGUUUGCAUAUCUACUGGCUCAAUAUUUCUUUUUCUUGGUGUACGCGUGCGCGCGUGUGUUUAAAUGCGCUCGCUCGCUCGCGUCUCAGCCUGCCCAUUUUGGGCGUGAUGACCAUAAAUAACGAGAGAGGUUGUUUAUCUAAGAAUCGCUGGUGUAUAACCGGCAGGAAGAAGCAAGACAGUGGUAUAUGUAUUGCGGAUGAAGAGCUUAACAAUCUGGCAGUUCUAGCUAGAUGGUAUUUCACGACUAAAGUUUACUUCGCUCACAGAAACUACGGACACAAAAAUGACAAGACAAACACAAGCGUAAUGAGCAUUUGAAACAACUUGAAAGUAAUGCUCUGUGUGGUUAAAAUUAUUUCGGCAACAGUGGAUUAUAGUUCGGCUUUGUCCUCUGCGAUUCAUACUGAAAGCGGGGGUACUAUCGAGGAGUUCUUACGGGCAGUUUUAACCUUCCUUCAAGUAUGAACCAACGGGCCUGCAAGAACGUUCCACUAGGUAAUCGAAAGAAAGGGUAAUUUAACCUGUUGCUCGUUAGGUUUAUUAUGAAAAAAAAAUAUCAACCUAAAAUACUGAGAGCUUUUCUGUUCUUGCGAGUUCGAGAUCGCUAGAAAAUGUCUAAACAUCCCACGUGUCCGUAGUUUCGCGGUAACUGUUGAAUAAUGCUCCCUUUUGGUCAAGGGUAGUGCGACAUUAGGCCCGAGAAGAAUACCAAAUGAGACAAGUUUUCGCACAGUACCACUGAUAACACUGUCCUGUUUCAUCUCCUGCAAGCGCUUCUUUUCAUAGAAGCCCAAGUGUAACACUAAGAAACCUGAUUCCUGAUUCCUAGCGUGAACUGUCGUGAUCCUGUGUGGCUCCCGUCGGCGAGUGGGAAAUCCGGUUCAUUUUAUUCUCGUCGACGACUCAUCUGAGGACGGUGUGAUAUAGGUGUGCUUAUCUUUAGAUUUUCGCAUUAUCUCUCUCUAUCUAUCUUUCUACGGCGAGUAAUCUCUUUCGACGUUUCGCGUUAAGACACAGGCGAUUGUAAAUUCCACCAAGGUGUGUUCACGGAACCACAAUCUUUGCCACUUCUCGACUCGAACGAGAAGAUGUGUGAAUACAUGUUUCUCCCCAAUCUUAGCGCUAGUCAGCGUAUUCAGCGUUGACGGCCAACUUUUCCUGGACUGUCUGCCUGCUUAGGCGUCUGUCUCUGUGCAUAGGGUUAACCAGGGCUUCGGAGUGCAUCAGCGCUAGGCUGUUCAAGUUGCGAAAUUUUGUCACAACCACAAUCAAAGGCUUCGGCUGCCAUCAGCAUUUACUUUGGUGCCAAUGACGGGGUGGCCUUUAGCGAGCAAUCGCGAUGAAGUAGGUUUUCAUUACGGGAGUGGUCUCGUCAUAAAUUUUGCCCUACUUUCUGGCAGCGUUUCAAAAUAAUGGCGGCUAAUCAUGCCACCUGCCAUGGCAAAUAGUUACAGGAAAUUCCCAUUUUUUAUUCACCCCUGGAACUUCGGGUGAUACGAGGUUCUGAGCUGCAAUCUAUACAUAUUAAUUCUGCCCUGUGGCUAGGUGUACAAUAGAAGGCAUUCUCUGAUAUCCAUAAUUUACAGUUGAAACUCCUCUGUUGGACCUGGUCACGUGACUUACUUGCACAGCUCGUUUUCACUCCGCAGCCCUGGUUUCAAAGUGAUCGUAUCGCAUUUUUGAGCACUGUGUAGAUAUAUGAAAAAAAAAAAAAUGUCACCUAAGACUUCCUGAGAGACCGUGCCUGCAUGUAUCAUCUCGCUCUAUUGUACCGAACAAGCCCUACCGUGAAUCAUUCUCUGUAUAUUUUUUUUGCACCAAGCCCUGUAGAAGAGCGCGGCGGGAAUGUGUUCCCGUAGGUGUGCUACCUGCCGAACCAUUUGUACAUAAAUCGAGGAAUUAUUUUCAAUAAAAAAUGUCACACUCAUACAA